Insectozyma verbasci is the source of this 2373-nucleotide messenger RNA. The record is from the annotation of a GenBank genome assembly. NCBI's taxonomy places the organism in Eukaryota, Fungi, Ascomycota, Pichiomycetes, Serinales, Debaryomycetaceae.
AUGCCAAUUAAAUCAUUAGAAUCUUAUUUAUUCGAAAGAAAAUUGGCUAAUACUUCUUCAAUUGAAAUAUUAGAAAAUACUACAAUUGGUAUUGAUGUUGAUCAUUAUUUAAAUAGAAUUUAUACUUUUAAAAAAGAACAAUAUUUAUCUGCUAUUGGUGGUUUACCAAGUUCAUUAAAAGAUUAUUUAAUUAACGAUUUGGCUGUUUUCAAAGAAUCUAAUAUUAAACCAAUAUUUGUACUCAAUGGAUUAAAUAUUAAUUUACAAAAUGUUUCAUAUAAAACUAAUGAGUUAUCUACAAAUGAACAACAUAUUGAAAAUACUUGGAAUAAAAUUAUUGAUUCUCAAAAGAAUUCUUUUGGUUCUCCACAUCACCAAUUUAUUGAAAGUUUUAGAUUAUUCAAUGAUUCAUUAAGUGUGAAAAAUUUAUAUAAUGAUGUUAUUAGUUUAUUCAUUUCACUUGGUGUUGAGUAUUUUAUUACUCCUUAUGAUUCUUCAUUUCAAUUAAGUUAUUUGUAUCAAAAUGAUAUAAUUGAUACAAUUUAUGGUUCAACAGAUUUAUUAUUGACAAAAAUUGAUAAAUUUAUAUUAGGCAUGGAAUUUCAAUCAAAAGAAUUUAGAUUUAUAAAUAAAUUUAAAGUUUUAAAAGAGUUAAAUUUAAAUGAAAGGCAAUUUUUAGAUUUAAGUAUUAUUGUUGGAUGUAAUUUACAACCGAAUACAUUUCCAAUUUUCCCACCAUUACCAAAACCAAAUAAUUUACAACCGUAUCCGCAAAUAUCAUAUUUCAAAAUUGGGUUGGAUAUAAUAUAUCAAUAUAAUCAAUUUAAUAAUAAUAAUCAGAACUCGGAUCUUGUUGGAUAUAUCAUGAGUUUGAAUGAUUCUAAAUUAUUAGACUUAUAUUAUAAAGGACUUUGUGCUUUUAAGUUCAUACCUAUCUUAAAUAAAGAAGGGGUGGUUGAAUUAUAUAACAAUGAAAUGGCGAAAUUAGGAUUCAAAGAGAAUAUAGACUUUAUAGAAAGUAGUGAAGAUGGAGAAGGUGAAUCUGAGAAAGUUGUCAAAGUUCCUAGUGAUUUACAUGAAAUCAUAAAUCAAAGAUUACCACCUGAAAUUUAUUUUUAUCAAUCAAUUGGAUUGUUGCCAAUUGAUUUAUUGGAAAGUAUUACUAAAGGUCAACUAGAUGUUAGACCACCAUUAGAAUUAGGUUCAAAUAAUUCAAAAUUUAAAACUCUAAUCACCUCAAAAUAUUAUUUGAAUUUAUUAGACUAUCAAUAUAAUUUAAUUACUCAAUUUUUAGCAAGAUAUUAUCAAGUUAAAAAGAUCAAAGUUAAAUUCUGGUUUAAAGAUGAUUUCAUUGAAUUGAAUAAUAGAAUUAUGCCAUCAAUACUGAAAAGGAUCAAUAAUUUAUUCAUUAGUACUAAAACACCAGAAUUUGCAUUAACUUCAUUUUUUAAUAACAUACCAGAAACAUUCAACUCAUUAGAGGAAUUAAAAUCUAACAAUGAUGUCGUGUCAACUGCAUUUUUAAGAACAUUAUAUUUAUAUGACAUUAUUGAUGAAAAAUCUAAAUUUUCAAAAUCGUCAAUAGGGAAAAUCUUGACCAAAUUCAGCAAAGAAAACCCACGAAUUCCAACAAAACAAUUUGAACACCUCAUUUUAAUUUUAUUCUUAUUACAAUCAAAACAAUUUUCAUUAUUUGAUUCAACUCCAGAAUUUACAAAUGUAUCAUCAAUUUAUAAACAAGGAGGAGGAGAAAUUUCACCAAAAGAAUCAAAUUAUAUCAAAUUGAUAUCAAGAAUAUUUUCACUAUUUAAAUUUAAUAUCUCACCUAUAAAUUAUCAAGGUCCAAUAUCGAGAAAUUUAUUAAAUUUUAGAUCAAAUUUAGAAUUCAUAAAUAAAAAUUUAAUAAAUACACUUGAAUGUGUACUUGUUGAUCUAAUAGUAUUACAAGAACAAAAUCAAAUGAAAACAACUUAUAAAUCAAAAGAUGAAUGGUAUCAAUUAAUACUUAAUUUACCAUUUUAUCAAAGUUUAAAUAAUACAUUAAUGGGAGUAAUUGGUGAAAUUUAUUUUGAAGUUGCUUGUAAAUAUAAAAAACAAGGUAAGGAAGAAAAGAAAGAAAUUGUAGACUUGACUAAUGAAUAUUUAUUACAUCAAAUUUUCCAAAUUCAUCAAACAACUUAUAAUAUAGACGUGUUUGGUAAAAAUUCAGUUAAAGAAGAGAUAUUAAAAUCUGAUUUUAAAAAUUGUUUAAAUUGGUGGGAUUAUUUUAUUAAAUUUGCUAAAGUUGUACAUGAAGAAGAUAAAGGAUUAAUAAACGAUGAAAUUAUGAAUGAUAUAAAUGCUACAAAUGAUUUUUUAAAACAAUUGACAUAA